UUAUUUUGUAAAAUAUAUAGAUAUAUAUUGUCACUUGAUAAUUUAUAAAGCCGCAAUAUUUUUUGAAUUACUUGUUAAGUGGACACUUUAGUUAAUAGCUGAGGGUGAAUCAAUCAAGUCUGAGUGGAAUCAUGGCUAUAGCGAAAAAUUAAUAAUACAAAGAGUUUGGUCGAUGACCCAGGCUCAAUAAUUUUUCUAUUUACUAUUUUUUUUCUAUAUUCUAAACACUUGGAUUAGUAAUUUCCUAUGAAUUAUAUUUGUCUACUAUUUUUUUCUUAGGCAUACGUAUUUUUUUUUUUUCGUUUUUGGAUGUAUAUAAAUGUUUUUUAUUGAUUCACCUAGAAAGGUAAUCGAUAGUUCGUACAUGGUACCACAUUGUAGCUCACUUCAAUUAAUUUUCCAGUGACUUGCCUUUUUUUCUUUGACUAACAAACAAACUAACAAAGUAUCUCCUUCAAUUUGUUGCUAAAUUUUUAAUAUUAAUUCUGUAAAUUAAUCAUCGAAAUGUCUAAAAGUAAAUUAAACAGUAAAACAAAUGUAUUAAUUGAAAAAUCAUCAAGUCGUCAUAGUAAUUUAAAAACUGAUGAAAAUAAUAUAAAAAUAUUUAACACUGAAAAACAACCAGUUGUUGUAAAAUAUAAAAAUAAAAAAAAAAUUAAAUAUCCAGAAUUAUAUGCAUAUGAUGUAUCAACACAUCCAAGCUAUACUGGUUUAAAAAAUUUACCAUACCAUGUUGUAUGUCGUCAACGUUUACAACAAGUAAAAUUAAAAAUUAAAAAUCAACUUGAUAAGGAAAUAAAACACAUGGCAAUGAUGCAGUCAUAUGCACUUGGUGGUGUUCGACUUGACCGAAUGCUGACUGUUGGAUUUUCACCAAAAUCAACUAAAAUUCCAGAUUUUGCAACUAAAAAACAACGUCAACGUAUCAAUGCUCUUUUAAAUGAAAAAUAAAUGACUGUUUUUCUUUUUAAAAAAAAACACUUGAAGCUCAUGUAAAAUAUUGUUUUUCUUUUUUAUUCAUUUGAAUUAAUUUAUCUGUCAAUUGAUGUAAAUUUUUUAAUUAAAAAAACUUGAUUGAUAUAUUUAAUUAAAUAAAAUUGAAAACACAAAU
Molecule: messenger RNA, 1111 nt
Organism: Aphidius gifuensis
Lineage: Eukaryota; Metazoa; Arthropoda; Insecta; Hymenoptera; Braconidae
Exons: 2
Coding region: 505-951 (148 amino acids)
Source: RefSeq, a predicted model, not a curated record